GUUGAGGUGGGAGGUGUGUGAGGGAGGAUUUUUUUUUUUCCCACCUCGUUUUUUUUUAUGAAUGAAACUCGGCAUCCGCGCUGGCUGUGCUCUAAAAUUAGCGCAGCUGCAGCAUGUGAUGUGGAUCGGAAUCCGAAAUUAUAACCUUUUUUUUUUUUUUGGUGGGGGGGCAAACGCGCACACACAUCUCUGCGCGCUCACGUCCACGCCGCCGGUGAAUAGAACAGCAGCUACAGCGCUGCGCCGUGCCCCGGGACGUCAUGCACCAUUUUUGGAGACGCUCUAAAAAUAGAACGAGGUGAAGAUGGUUCGGACUGUAAGAAAAACUAGAACCUUGGACUCUGCGUUGCAUUUGACAGCUAUGGUUCUCUCCCUGGCCGCCGUCGCAACAGCCAUGAGCAGCGGCGGUGGUAACGGCUUCAACUCUUCCUUCCCACUCGACCAAUUUGACUCCUCGACAUCUUGGAGCGUAAGCGAGGACCCCUCCAAUUCGUCUUCAGAGCCCUUUCUGCGAACUCUGACUCCGGACCUCCAGCCAGCGACCACUGCCGGCGUUGUGCAGGAGGUCAGCCCUUGGGAUAUUGCACUGUGCGUCACAGGGACAUUCAUCUCCUGCGAGAACGCCUUGGUCAUCGCCGUGCUGUUCUACACACCAACGCUCCGUGCUCCCAUGUUCAUCCUUAUUGGAUCACUAGCCGUGUCAGAUCUCCUGGCCGGUCUGGGCCUCAUCUUAAACUUUAUCUUCACCUAUUUGAUAGACAACUCGGUGGAAUCUGUGACGUUGCUGUCGGUUGGACUGCUCAUCUCAGCCUUCUCAGCAUCUGUCUUUAACAUCCUUGCCAUUACGGUCGACCGCUACCUGUCUCUGUAUAAUGCCCUGACCUACCAUACUGAGCGGACGGUCACUUUCACCUACAUGAUGGUGGUUUUCAUCUGGGUGACAUGUGUCACUCUGGGCCUGCUGCCGGCGCUCGGAUGGAACUGCCUGAAGGACUCGUCUACGUGCAGCAUCUGCCGGCCGGUCACCAAAAACAAUGCAGUGGCGCUCGCGGUCACCUUCCUUCUUGUCUUUGCCCUGAUGAUGCAGCUCUAUCUUCAGAUCUGCAAAAUCGCGUUACGCCACGCCCAGCAGAUUGCAGUGCAACACCAGUUCAUGGCUAUCUCCACCACCAAAGGGGUCUCCACGUUGUCGGCCAUCCUGUGUGCCUUUGGGGUGUGUUGGCUGCCAUUCGCCAUGUACUCCAUCGUGGCUGACUCCAGCUACCCCAUGAUAUACACCUACGCCACAGUCCUCCCAGCCACGUGCUGCUCUGUGAUCAAUCCCGUCAUCUAUGCUUUCCGGAACCCGGACAUACAGAAGUCACUGUGGAUGGCUUGCUGUGGGUGCGUCCCAUCCAACCUCUCUCUACGACCCAGGACUUCCAGUGACGUGUAGCAAGAAAAGUUGGGGUCUAGGCUGAUGCAAAACAACGUGUCGGUGUAAAAGAAACAACAGCUUGGGAUGAGAAAGAAAAGAAGGCUUGGCUCUCCCCAUCAUAUCAGGGCUGGAAAGCUGAUGACCAAUGCUGAGCUGGCCAAAGUCGAACAGGCACUGACAGAUGACUGAGAGGAGGCAUGGUCAAAAAAAGAAGGAGCUAAUAAAGACCAUGUCCUGUUUUUAGCCUGGAGAACAACCAACUGCAGGAUGGCAGCAGCAGGAAACCAACUGCAAAAUCGUGAUUGAAGGUAUCUUUUAAAACUCUCUCUUUCUUUGGGGAUGAGAGAAGUGAGGCCUCUCAUGAGUAGCAUAUGUGUGAAGGUUAAACUUAAGUGGAAAAAAUUGUACUACAUCUCCAGAGGAUGCUCUGGAUGGUUAUGCAAUCAGGAGGAAUGCUUAAAAUACUGUAUGUGUCUUCACUCAUGUCUUUGAAAUCUAGUGCUGUGUGGAUAAAAAUACAAUGAGCUAAAUAUACAAAAUGAAUGACUUUCAACAUUCUCAAUGAGCUAUAUUUAUAGUUGUCUUUCAAUAAAUUAUUAGAAAACUGUUCUAAAUCAGCCAUGUCCCCUUUAUCACAAGCAGACUAGGUUGUUGAAAAGAGGGAAACAAAAAUCAGCUUUGAUAUUUCACAUCACUUUUAAGCCAAUUUUAAAUUUACCCAAAGCCAACAUCCCAGCCUACUGUCUUAAAAUGUUUAGGAAAUUCAAAAGUCCAACCAUUCUCUGAACUGGGGAAAUUUAAGGGAGGAUUGCUAAAUUUAGACCUGGCAUGUGUUGUUCUCGGCUUCAUGACAUCCAACGUGUUUGCCGUCUGAGGAAAAAAUGGGCUUCUCAGGCUGCGAUCGGGCUGUGACUACAAAGUAGAGCUGAAUUCAGUACCAAGGACAGCUCCACUGCAGAGUUCCGCUUCUCUGGGAAAUGCUCUUGGCUGUGGUGUGUGUGUGUGUGUGUGUGUGUGUGUGUGUGUGUGGGG
Molecule: messenger RNA, 2449 nt
Organism: Fundulus heteroclitus (mummichog)
Lineage: Eukaryota; Metazoa; Chordata; Actinopteri; Cyprinodontiformes; Fundulidae
Gene: gpr185b
Product: G protein-coupled receptor 185 b
Exons: 2
Coding region: 305-1435 (376 amino acids)
Biological process (GO): G protein-coupled receptor signaling pathway
Cellular component (GO): membrane
Molecular function (GO): G protein-coupled receptor activity
Source: RefSeq, a predicted model, not a curated record